Mangifera indica (mango) is the source of this 1023-nucleotide messenger RNA. Its product is annotated as ESCRT-related protein CHMP1B. The transcript has 2 exons. Gene Ontology annotation, biological process: endosome transport via multivesicular body sorting pathway; late endosome to vacuole transport; protein transport. Lineage: Eukaryota; Viridiplantae; Streptophyta; Magnoliopsida; Sapindales; Anacardiaceae. Gene Ontology annotation, cellular component: multivesicular body; ESCRT III complex. Bases 214 to 825 code for a protein of 203 amino acids. The record is from RefSeq and is a predicted model, not a curated record.
AGGGGAGGUAUGUGGAAUAGUUAUAAAUAUAGUGUAUCUGGAUAAUUUUGGUAAAGCUGAAGGGAAGGUGCGGAGAUCUUUCCCUUAGAGAACAAAACAAAACGGAUAUCCAGAAGCACAACACGACGCAGACAGAGAAAAGAUUUUGAUUCAAAAUCCCCAAAUUGCAAUCUCUUUCGCGGAAACCCUAGUUUUCUUAUUCUCAAAUCCAUUAUGGGGAACACGGAUAAGCUGUUGAAUCAGAUCAUGGACUUGAAAUUCACGUCGAAGUCUCUGCAACGGCAGUCGAAGAAGUGCGAGAAAGCCGAGAAAGAAGAGAAAUUGAAGGUCAAAAAGGCCAUUGAGAAAGGCAACAUGGACGGCGCCAGAAUCUACGCUGAGAAUGCCAUCCGUAAGCGCACCGAGCAGAUGAACUAUCUCCGGCUUGCUUCUCGGCUCGACGCCGUCGUGGCUCGGCUCGACACCCAAGCCAAAAUGACCAAUAUUAAUAAGUCCAUGGCUUCUAUCGUUAAAUCGCUUGAAUCAACUCUUGCUACGGGUAAUUUGCAGAAGAUGUCAGAGACAAUGGAUCAAUUUGAGAAGCAGUUUGUGAACAUGGAAGUGCAGGCAGAGUUCAUGGAGAGCUCAAUGGCAGGGUCCACCUCACUGUCUACUCCGGAAGGGGAGGUCAACAGCUUGAUGCAGCAAGUGGCGGACGAUUACGGCCUUGAGGUCUCUGUUGGGCUCCCACAACCAGCAACUCAUGCAGUCCCAACGAAGCAACAGGAGAAAGUUGAUGAGGAUGAUCUGUCAAGGCGUCUUGCUGAGCUUAAGGCUAGAGGUUAAAAUGUAUUUGAUGUGUGAUUAUAUACAUGGUCAUUGGGAUCAUAUUAAAAGCUGGAAGAACUUAUUAUCUGUGUAAAUUUAACUGAAUUUGGCUUUCCCAAUUUUAUAUGCGCUAUGUUUGUUUAUCGUAGAGAUCUUUCAUGUGGCUUCAGCUCUAGCGAAUCUCACUUCUCUAAAUAUCAUAUAUAUUGAUGUCAA